This is a messenger RNA of Rhagoletis zephyria (snowberry fruit fly), 6982 nucleotides long. Its product is annotated as myosin-7B. Lineage: Eukaryota; Metazoa; Arthropoda; Insecta; Diptera; Tephritidae. The record is from RefSeq and is a predicted model, not a curated record.
UUCGCAACGCAACGAUUUUCCAAUUCCUAUACGAUUCGAAUCCAAAUCGUGUCCGGCGAGUGUGCAAGUGCUGUUCACCAUUGCAGCAGCAACAGCAUCGGAAAUUACAAAAACUACUAUAAAAAAAAAAAACAACAACUACAUAAGCAACACUGUCGUUAACAAGCAACAGAAAAUAUUUUAGAAUAUGCAACAGCCAAAGUGGCAGCUGAUUUAACAACAACGCCAAUAUAAAUACAUAAGUAUUGGCAUGGCAGAAAAAGAAAUUACAAGUAAAAUAAAAAUAAAAUAACAACAAAAAAGUUCACCAACGCCAAAAAGGUAACAGAAACCGUGUUGGGUAUUUUAAAUAAUUUCAGCAGCUUGGGGAAAUAGCGACAACGCAAUCACGAACUCAAUCUAUGCCCUAGUCAUCAAAAAUAUACACACGCAUACAUAUACAUUACCCGGAUCUAUAAAACAUCAGCACAAUUGACGCAAUUUGAGAGAUACCUAAAAGCAUUUCUAUUGGUGUCGUCACGAGCAAGAACAGCAUCAUCACCGCCAACACAGCUCCACAUUUCUGCUUUAAAUUGGAGAUUUUAGUUUUCACAACGAUUUUCCAUUUAAAUGCAUCAUCUGUAUCCGUCACUAAAAGGUGACCAAUUGUGUCCGCUGGGGUUUCAUCCCCAGACCCGCUAUCCAACACGCUGCAAACGUUGCUUUCGUGACUAUAAAGAGCAUGGCGGCCGGCGGGGUAUCGAAGAUGUGGCCGUCUCAUCACCAAACUUAACUGACGGCGGAAAUUCCAGACCAUCAUCACGCACAUGGACAUCUACACAUAAUUUGUCUUCGUUCAAUGGCACGGGGAGUAGCAACGAUAUUGUUGUUCACUUCAAUGUAGAACUUAAGCGGCGUCCACAAUCAUGGGCAUCCACACCGGACAUCGACGAGGCGGCCGACCAGGGUAAGAAGGAUAGCGCACGUGCCAGUGGUGGUCGUUCGCAGGAUAACGAUGUGGAUGUUACGGUAAAGCUGCCAGUGGCGCCACGAAGGCAUACAACAGCAUUGGAUAUAAAGGAGGCCGAAAAUGGCUCUUCGAAGACAACAUCGUCAUCCUCCACUCCAUCACCCUCGCGUUCUUCAAUUCCAGAGGAGUUGAUUAUCCUCUCCUCAGACAGCCUCGCCGAACGGGUACGUAAAAUGAAUUUGCUGAAGAAGCAACGUCAGAGCUCCCGAGAAUCCAGUCGUGAGCGUUCGGUUUCCAAGAAGAGCGAUGAUAGUGAUAACAAUUCAUCCAGCGAUGCUGAGAGUAAAGCGCCACCGGAUCGACCAGAACGUAGCAAAUCCAGCACAUCGGUGGCAGAAGCGGCUGCUAAACGUAAUUCGCUGCCACCAAAGAAGGUUUCAACGGCAUCCAGCACCGCUGCAACCACCUCAACAAGCACUUCCACAGCAACCGCCAGCAUUUCACCAAAAGCAGUGAGUGCACAAACGACUGCAGCAACAAGCAAUGGAACGAAAACGCUGAGCACAUCCGCCUCUGCAACUACCAAAUCGACCGCGGCUACUUCAACGACGUCAACAGCAUUGAAACAACAACAAAAAGAAGAGGCGCGUCGCUUGAAAUCUGCCCAAGAUGUGGAGUUCAUGCUGAAAAUCAAGGAUAGCAAGUUUGCACAAAAAAGACAAACGCACGACGCGAGUUCGCUUACGACGGAAACGACUGAAACCACUUUGGUGGGUCCGAACGAUCGAGAACUGCAGGAUGAGCUAAAGCGGCUGCGCGCCGACUACGAAGCGAUGAAGAUGCGUGCUGAGCGUGCCGAACGCGAUAAAAGUGACAUUUUGUUGCGUCGGCUCGCAUCGAUGGACACCGCCUCGAAUCGGACCGCAGCCUCAGAGGCUUUGGCAUUGCAACAAAAAGUCAACGAAAUGAAAGAGCAACUCGAAAAAGUCAAUGAAGAGAAGCGUAGGUUGAAUAUACGCAUGAAGGAUAUCGAGAACAAUCCGAAGGGCAACGAGUAUGAGUUGAAGCGCAAGCUGCAGGCGGCCGAGCAGCUGUGCGAAGAGUUGAUGGAGGAAAAUCAGGAUGCAAAGAAGGAAAUACUCAAUUUGCAAGCUGAAAUGGAUGAAUUGCAAGACACCUAUCGCGAUGAUGAUGUGAAAGCGAAAACAAACUUGCAAAAGGACCUGGAGAAGAUGACGAAAAACUGUCGCAUACUAAAUUUUAAGUUGAAGAAAUACGAACGCAAGGUUGAGAUAAUGGAACAAGAGAAGCAGAACGGCUACAACUCGGAUUUGUUAGCUAAGGUCGCUAAGCUGGAAGAGGAGCUGCGCUUUUCGAGUGAGCUGACGCGUAAAUUGCAAGCCGAAGCUGAGGAGUUGCGCAAUCCGGGCAAAAGAAAGACGCCUUUGUUGGGUAUUAUCGGCAAAUCUACAUCAGCGGAUGCGAGUCCACAGCCACCGUUGCAAUUGAUGCGCGACUUGCAAGAUUCGGUAGAACGCGAGUCUGACUUGAAGGACCAACUGAAAUUUGCAGAAGAAGAGAAAAAAGAGUUGCUUAAAAAGUUGAGCGCUAAAAUGGGCACAAACGUUGGCACACAAACAAUGGAACUCACUGAAGUGCUUUGCUUUCCGCGCGCCACACAAACGACGCGCGACUUUUAUCAGGAUGCCGCAACUGAAACCACUCCAGUGCUAAUUAAUGAUGCUUCGAUCAGUGUGUUGGUGGAUACCUGUGAAAAUCAAACCAACACUGACGCCAUUGAAACCAGCGAAGCUACCACAGAAACAGGAACGCUGGUUUACGAGACACGCGAAACCUCCACGGAGACAGUAGAGGUGUUAACUGUGAAAGAUGUUUGUGAAGCUUCAACUGAAACUGAGCUUGUUACGCAAAUUGACGCCACCACCGAGACGGAGGGUGGUGAAAAUUCGAUCGAAACUCAUAUUACUGUGCAGAAUUUGAAAUCCUACUGCGAUCGUGAGUGCUCGCCAUUCGCAACGGUGUUUGCCGCUGUUGCGCCUAGAGCAACUCCCGGCCUACUUUUCCAGUCCGCAAUGUCACAUGCUCUGAUGGCGAGCGCUGGUGCAGCAACACGCAAGCUGAGUCCCAUACCACAUCGUUUGGUGCCCGAGUCUGCCGCCGAUCGUGAUGAAGGCAUUUCCGAUGAGGACGAUCCCGCUGAGCUGCGCAUACUUCUAGAGCUGAACGAGCAGGAAGCAUCGAUUUUGCGGCAACGUGUUGAUGAUCUAGAGCGCGAGAAUCGUGAGACGAAAAAACAAGUGAGAGAGUUGCAAGAUCGAGUACAACAAGCCGAGGUGGGUGACAAAAAGCCCUCUUCAUCCUCUUUGCUUUCAUUCAAUUCGGCAACAACGAGCGCAGCCGAUAAGAAAUUGAAAGCACUCAAUGAAGAGCUCAUGCAAUUACGUAAGACACUGUCGGACAAAGAUCGCACCAUCGAACGUCUGCAGGCGGAGACUGUUGCUAAAAUUGGUGCAGCACUGCCCCAAGAUGCCAAUAUAGAUGCGAAGCGACAGUUGAAAUUAGUGGAGCAAGAAGCAUCGGUGUUGCGUUCUAAAAUUACAACGUUGGAGAGUGAAAACGAAAAGCUGCUAAAAGAUAACAAACGCAUGCAGUUGCAGGCGCUGCGCAAGAGUUCUUCUUUGGAUAAGAAUGGUACAAAUGGUGAGGAGCUAACGAAGUUAAAAGAGUCAUUGGAAUCGAUGGAACGCGAGCGUAAUGAGUUAGAUGGUAAACUAAAACGUAUUUUACUGGAAUCCGAGCAGAAGCUGCCGACGCGUACACCGAAACGUGUGACAGACCUCACGCCGAAGAAUCACUUGAAAAAGUGGGUGGAGGAGCUGGAAGAUGAGAUACGGGAAAUGAGAGUGAUAGUACUGAAUAGUGGUGGCGACAAAUUGAAGAUGCUUGAGACUGAGAAAACAGCCUUGGAGGAGCAGCUGCAGAAGGCAAAGCAACGUCUGAAUAUAGCUGAAGGUGACAUUGAACGACUAAAAACAUUGACCAGCUCUACUCCUAAGCUAAGCGAAUUGGAACAUAAGCUGAAAAAAUCAGAUGACGAAGCCAGAAAGCUAAGUUCCAAAGUAAAAGAUUUGGAAGAUAAAAUAAAAAAGCAAGAUAAUCAGAUCAAGCAAGUGGAAGCCGCCAAGUCCGCCUUAGAAACGCAAACCAAACGUGACAAGGAAAAACAGUCCGCGCUAGAAAAGGAUUACGAGAAGGACCGCAAAGAACGAGAAAAGCUCGAAUCGAAAUUGUCGCAGCUGGAAGCAGAUCUGAGCAGCGCUAAGAAGGCAGCAGAAAAAGCGAAAGCAGCGCAUGAAAAGGAAAUGAAGGAACUGAAGACUAAAUCUUCCAAAUCGGAUUCCAAACAAGUGCAGGAACUGAAAAAGCAGCUCGAGGAUAUGCAAAAUCAGCUAGCCGAUGAAAAUAGGCGCUAUCAGGAUUUGAAUUCGCAUUGGGAAAAGUUAUCUGAAGAGACGAUACUAAUGCGGGCGCAACUAACCACCGAGAAGAAUAAUAUGGAAGUGGAAAUCAGUUCGUUGCGCCAGAAACUAAGUGAAAUGGAUGAAAUACGCGUAGAACGCACAGAGAUGGCUAAGAAGCUGAGCGAAGCGAAAAAGAAGCUGCAAGAGGCUGAAGCGAAGCAAAUCAAGAAUGGUGCCUCGGAGCAUGAAAAGACAAUGCUGAAGAAUAAAUUGGCGGAGCGAGAGCAAGAGUAUGAUCGUUUACGAAGGGAGAAUGAGAUGAAUAUAGAUUUAGUAUUCCAAUUGCGUAAGGAAAAUGAGGACCUAAGUGGUAAAUUAAGUGAUUUUAAUCGCAUCGAACAGGCGCAGUAUUCGAUUAAUGAGCACAGUAGCAGUUUGCAGGCGGAAAUUAAAACGCUGAAAACGAAGCUUCAAAACUCUGAAUUGCAACUUAAGUCAGAGGUAGCAUCAACACGUCUGCGAUACGAGCAACAAGUCAAAAAUUUAAGUGGCGAACUGACUUCUAUGCAGCGCCAAUGUGAGAAGUUUAAGAAGGAUCGGGAUUCCUUCAAGCAGUUGCUGGAAUCGGCACAAAAGAAGAUCGGCGAUCUCAAAGCCAGCAGCACAGGUCGCCAAAGUCGUGGCUCGAUGCACAGUAGUGAUGACGAUGACAAAAGCAAAAUUGCUUACCUUGAGCAACAGAUCGGCUGCCUAGAGGAUCAGUUGGUCGAGGCACGCCUCGAAGUAAGUAAGGUAAAGACGGAACUUGUAUCGGAGCGCAGCGCAAAUGAGAUCAAAAUAUCCGAGAUGCAAUCAAAACUAAAUGAAUUCGAAGAGGAACGUGUCAUCGGUUCAGGACGCACAAAAAUACCAGGUAUGAAGACAAAACUCGAACUCUCUUGGCAAAAGGAGCGCGAAGAUCAACAGCGUCUGCUACAAGAAACGUCAACAUUAGCGCGCGAUUUACGGCAAACACUGUUCGAGGUUGAGCGUGAGCGUGACAAAGAGCGAUUGGAAUCCAAACGUCGUUUGGAUCAAUUGAAACGCUCUACCGAAGAGGAGAUGGAGGAAGGACGACGCAAGAUCGCUGAAUUGCAAUGCGAUUUGCUGGAGCUGCGUGACGUACACGCCAAACUGCGCACAUCCAACGAAAAGCUGCGACGCGAACGUGAACGCUACGAAAAAGAGUUGGUGAAACGUCGCAUGGAACAGGAUGGCGGUGAGCGUAAAGUUGGCGCGCUGCUACAAACUGUCGAUGAAUUGGUGAAGAUAGCGCCAGACCUGAAGAUAGCGUCGGCAAGUAGCCGCUCCUCUUCGAGCAGUGGUAACACAUUGCGGCCUGAACAGGCAGGUACAGCACGGCAGCGUAGUCGUAGUCCUUCACCAAAUAGCGCUCUAAAUAAUAUGCAAAUUACAAAUGUACUUGCACGACUGGCUGAAGCAUCUGAAGAGCUGCGCAAGUUCCAACGGCUCAACGAAGAUGAGAAUGAGCGUACGCGCAUGCGACGCAGUAAUUUGCGACGCGCUGCAUCACAGGAAAACGAUCCGCACGGCAGUCAGAGUUCGGUGGCAAGCGCAGCCGGCUCGACGCGCAAUGGUGCGAGAUUAACGCGUACCUCGCCGCAUAAUGGUAGUUUGAUAAGGAAGAGUCUUUCAUUGGAUCAUUCGAUACAGAAGGAUCAGAAUAUUUGGCGUCAGGAUGAUGGCAGCGUCUCCUCAAUGCAGUCCAUUGAUUCCGAAUUGGGUGGCAUGGUGCGUGACGGUAGCUUUGACUCACGUCUAUCCGGUGGAUCCACGCAAAGCGACAUACCACGCGGUCCGCGCAAGAAGAAGAAGAGCUUAAUGGGCAAAUUACGAAGUCUAACGAAGAGUAGUCGUAAUUCCGAGAGUGAAGUUUCGGUUCAAGGAUCUGACUCUGACAUUAGUGUGGCCAGUGAUAUGCGCGCCAGCAAAAAAGACUUACGUGGCCGCUUGUCGGGUAUGUUUAAGCGUGCCGGAUCGACGUCGCGUAGCGAGAGCAUCGAACGCAUGGCAUCCGAGAAUCGUCCAGUGGCGGUGACAGUAGUCGGUGAUGCGGAUGGUCCCCAACCACGUGAGCCUCCUCCUGCAAAUGCUGCCACCGCUAAGCCAAUAAGAGCUGCGAUAAAACCGCCGACGCCUACUACGCCGCUGACAAAACGUCGCGCUGCAAAAUAGGUGCGCACUUUUCUAUUUUCUGUAUUAGAAACUCGUUCCAAGCUACGGUAUUUCUAAAUCCUACAAACAUACAUCCACGCAUACAUACAGAUUUUUCUUAUGUCAUAAUUUUUUAAUUGCCUGAUUUGGUGGUGAAAAGCGUACGCCAUAUUUUCGCUAUAUAUUGAAGCUGGUUGGCUGGCUGCAAUAGCGCUGUCCAAAUUGUACCCCAUUCCUGACUGCAGGAGUUUGUUAAAUUUUACCGCAUUGCGUUCAGUUUCAUCAAUAUACAUACAUACAUAUAAUCUACGUUUUGCUAUUUAUUUUAUUUAUUUAA